CGGAGACAAAAAUCUCAUAACCGUCGAAUGAAAGGGAGAAAGAAAGACGACGACGGCGACGAAAGUCGUUAUCUGCAGCGACGGCCACACACCUCACAUCAUCCUUCCCUUCACGCCACGUGUCCAGAGAAACACCUUUUGUACCAGAUAGCCUCGUCCCUACCUUGUACUGUACCUCCAGCAUUCCCCUUCACCGCUUUCAUGUAUAUCCGCUGCCAGACCUCACUCCUCGAGCCCAGCAAUUUUUUCAACUCUGCGGAAGCCUAUAUAACUCACUUUUAUGCCCUAAUAAUCACACUUCGUAAAGCUUAAUUUGAGUGGUAUUAGUUGUUUUGUGGGGCUGACAGUAGACUCAGAGGAGCAGAGGGAGAUGGAUCACGCAGCAGAUGCCCACCGGACCGAUUUAAUGACGAUAACGAGGUAUGUGUUGAACGAGCAAUCAAAGCACCCGGAUUCGCGUGGGGAUUUCAGUAUUUUGCUCAAUCAUAUUGUUCUUGGCUGCAAAUUCGUUUGCUCUGCUGUUAACAAGGCGGGUCUUGCCAAGCUCAUUGGGCUUGCUGGGGAGACAAAUGUGCAGGGUGAAGAGCAAAAGAAACUGGAUGUGCUUUCAAAUGAAGUAUUCAUCAAGGCUUUAGUAAGCAGUGGCCGAACAUGUAUACUUGUCUCUGAAGAAGAUGAAGAGGCAACAUUUGUGGAGCCUGACAAGCGUGGAAAGUACUGUGUUGUUUUUGAUCCGUUGGAUGGAUCCUCCAACAUUGACUGUGGCGUUUCUAUUGGAACGAUAUUCGGGAUUUACAUGAUGAAACAUGGCCAUGAACCAACUCUAGAUGAUGUUUUGCAACCUGGGAAAAACAUGGUAGCAGCUGGCUAUUGCAUGUAUGGAAGCUCUUGCAUGUUUGUAUUGAGCACUGGAAGUGGUGUUAAUGGCUUCACCCUUGAUCCAUCCCUUGGGGAGUUCAUACUUACACACCCUGAUAUUAAGAUUCCAAAGAAAGGAAAGAUUUAUUCUGUGAAUGAAGGAAAUACUAAGAACUGGGAUGAUCCAACAACUAAGUAUGUGGAAAACUGCAAAUUCCCUAAGGAUGGUUCCUCACCAAAGUCUCUAAGAUACAUCGGAAGAGCUUCUUGUGCUAUGCAGUAUGCACGUGCAAUUUCAACUUGUAUUCUGUGGGUUGCAUCAGAGGGUCCUAUAUUUUUGGCAAAAACCACGUUUAAAGAGAAACAUGUUGUCCCUUUCAUUAAGAUUCGCUGAAACAACGUUAGUCCAUUCAAUUUCUUUCUCAAUGUCUGUGAAACUCUUAAGUCCAUGUUAAGGAUUGAAUCCUUAACCAUUCAGAAGGAGAGAAAAGGGGAAAAUUGUAGAGUAGAGAGAAUGAGAGAGAGAGAGAUAGUAGAAAGAAAGAUUGAUAAAUGUUGAUAAUUCUUGGAAUGCUAAUACAAGAGAUGAUAUCCGAGUUAUAUAGCAGACUCCACAACUGCUAGUAACUAAUUCAGCUACUUGACAACGACCCAACUUCUUUAGUUAACUGCUUAAUUCUUUUCCUGCCUUUCUACUGCCACCUCAUCAAUAUUUUGCCACUUAAUAACAAUUCUUCUCUCUUAUACAUAACAGUCCACUGCCAAAUCUCUGUAAUUUCCUAAG
Manihot esculenta (cassava) is the source of this 1642-nucleotide messenger RNA. RefSeq names its product fructose-1,6-bisphosphatase, cytosolic. Gene Ontology annotation, molecular function: fructose 1,6-bisphosphate 1-phosphatase activity. NCBI's taxonomy places the organism in Eukaryota, Viridiplantae, Streptophyta, Magnoliopsida, Malpighiales, Euphorbiaceae. The coding region runs from base 371 to 1252 and encodes 293 amino acids. The record is from RefSeq and is a predicted model, not a curated record. Gene Ontology annotation, biological process: sucrose biosynthetic process; fructose 6-phosphate metabolic process; fructose metabolic process. Gene Ontology annotation, cellular component: cytosol; cytoplasm. The transcript has 10 exons.